AUGCCCAAAUGGAGUGUUCUCUCUUGGACGGCUCUUAUUACCGCAUAUACCGCGAAAGGGCAUAUCAAAGAGGCGGAGAGAAUCUUCUACGAGAUGCCGCAGCGUGAUAUUGUCGCAUGGAACGCUCUACUUUUUUCUUCAUUACAAAGUUACCAUGUAGAAAAAGUGGAGAGAUGUUUUGAAAUGUUACCAAAACACGACACUUUUUCUUGGAACACUGUUCUUGCUGCGUAUGCCCAAAGUGGGCAUAUUAAAACAGCCAAGCUUUUGUUUGAUACGAGAAUGCCCUUCCACAAUGCCUCUGGAUGGAACACUUUAAUCACUGCCUAUGCCCUGGCGGGUUCGGUUUUCCAAGAGAUUCUAUCCCUCUUUCGAUCCAUGCUCCAAGGGGGCGUUCGAGCAUCGCAACCCACAUUCGUGGCAAUCCUGGCAGCUUUCAGCCACGCCGGGCUACUCGAUCCGGCAAUCCAGUGCUUCUACUGGAUGAUAUCGGAUCACUCGAUCGAACCGGCGCUGGAUCACUACUGCUGCGUCGUGGAUCUCCUGGGCCGAAUUGGGAUGCUCGAGCAAUCGGAGGAUCUCCUCCAAAACAUGCCCUUUCUUCCCAGCGACGUGGCGAUGAACACGCUGCUGGGCGCGUGCCGGAUCCAGGGAGAUGUUGGAUGCGGCGAUCGCAAUGCAGGAGAGCUCUUGCGAUUGGAUCCAAAAUCAUAUGCUCUUCUUUCAAACCUCUAUGCUACUUGA
Molecule: messenger RNA, 744 nt
Organism: Selaginella moellendorffii
Lineage: Eukaryota; Viridiplantae; Streptophyta; Lycopodiopsida; Selaginellales; Selaginellaceae
Product: pentatricopeptide repeat-containing protein At4g02750-like
Exons: 1
Coding region: 1-744 (247 amino acids)
Biological process (GO): RNA modification
Molecular function (GO): protein binding; RNA binding
Source: RefSeq, a predicted model, not a curated record